Molecule: messenger RNA, 1312 nt
Organism: Symbiodinium sp. CCMP2456
Lineage: Eukaryota; Dinophyceae; Suessiales; Symbiodiniaceae
Source: the annotation of a GenBank genome assembly
AUGACGCAGGCACAGCCGAGACACAGCACCACGGAGAACUUAGAAGAUCCCGCCAUGGUUCUUCUCCGCGGAUGGUCGUGGUCGAUGAUGCUCAUGCUGGUUUUGCAUGCGCGACAGGCCAUGGCUGCUGGAGAGGCCACGAAGGCCACGGCUCCAGUGGCGGCGGAGCCAGAUGUCCCACUUGCUGUGCACUGGUGGAAUCAUGUGAUUGGAGGGCCAGCGGCCCCAGCGGCCCCAGCGGCCCCGGUGGAUCCAGCAGAGGAGCUAGCGGGCCAAGUGGAGCCAGCGGAGACAGCCCCAGUGGAGGCAGCGGAGCAAGGCUCAGUGGAGCCAGUGGAGCCAGUGGAGCCGGCAGCGGAGCAAGGCCCAGUGGAGGCAGCGGAGCAAGGCCCAGUGGAGGCAGCGGAGCCAGCCCCAGUAAAGCCAGUGGAGCCAGCACCAGUGGAGCCAGGGGAGCCAGCGGCUUCAUCUGGAACAUCGUCGGAGGGCCAGAGUGCCGUGGAUGACGCUGCGGAAGCUGCGGAAGUUCGCAGGCGAGGGCAAGAAGCACUUCGGCAAAUGCAACACAGAACGCAGCGACGGGAGCAUCUGGCCAGAGAGGAGGCCGCGAGAAAUCGAGAGCAGGCGAUUCAGCAAGAAGUCGACCGGCGACUCUCCGCGGCAGUGCAGCAGCAGGUGGCUGCACGAGAGAGUGCUGCGGCUCGCGAAGGCACGGCCAUGCCUUUUCUCAUGGAGGUGCUUCAGGCUGUGGUGGGUUUGGUGAGGCGCCAAGAAGAAACACAGGCCCUUCUCCAGCGCAGUUUGGAAGCUGCCGAGCAGCAGAGACGAGAGGAGGCCCGCCAGAGGACCCGGGACGCUCAAAAUUGGGCAGCGGCAGUGAACCAGAUAACAGACUUGGUGAGAGUGCAGAUGACGGGGGCGGUGUCUACAGCGACACCCGGCCCAGCAGGACAGGCCCCGGGAACGCCUGGAUUCCCUGCGCCGCUGACUCCCGGUGGACGGCGAGCGCCAGCGCCGAAGCGGACGCGCUGCAUGCGGUGCGAGGCCUGCCUCGCCGGCCUGCCGGCAGGAGCAAAGCGACUCCCUUGCGGUCAGUGGACGACGCCAACCCUCGCGAGGGACAGCCAGGGGCGGUGGAUGUCAGUGGAGCGCUCUGCCUCACCGGCACCGGCUGGUGUCAAGCGAUCGGUGGAGGUGGAGGAGGAAGAAGGCACGGUCAAAAAGAAGAAAGAAAAGAAAAAGCCCAGAGUCGAAGCCUCGGAACACCAGCCAAUCAAGGUCAAGGAUGACCACGAUGACAAAUCAGAUCGCG